AUGGUUCACAAACGUAGCUCGUCCCCGGCUGACGUUCCCGGAGACGGGAGCCUGCCGGAGCGGAGCGGAGCAGCCCGGCCCUGCUGGGUGCCAGCUCCCGCGCUCGGCGCUGACCACCCCGCCGGGGGGAUGCUGCCCCUCCGUCCCGCGCUGCUGCCCAAGCGCUACCGCGGCGGCUCGGCUCCGCGCUCGCGGCCGGGCCGCGCGGCCGCCCGAGCGGCGGCGGCAGGAGGAGGAGAAGGGCGCGGCGGCGGCACCGGCGGCGACGGAUCCCCCGCGCUGGUCCCGCGGGGCGGCGCUGGGUCGGUGCGGGUGCCGGUCCGGCGGCGCGGGCCGGGGUCGCCGCGGGCUGCCCGGAGGGAGGCGGAGCAGGAGCCGCCGCGCCCGUGCGGGCGCUGGCCGUUAGGGGCCGCUGCCGCUCCCCGCAGGGCGCGGGGGGGCGGGGCCGGCGGGCGCGGCGCGAGGCCCGGUCGCGCGGCGGCGGCAGCGUCGCGCCUGUUGGCCCAGCCGGCGGCGGCCAUGGCGGCCGUGCUGUCCCCACGCCUCUGCGACAGCGACCCGGCCACGCCCGGCGCGCAGUCCCUCAAGGAUGAUGCAGAAGAAAAUUCCAAUGAUGGCAGCCAGCCAUCCAAAAGACGGCGCAUGGGCUCAGGGGACAGUUCUCGGAGCUGUGAAACUUCCAGUCAAGACCUUGGGUAUAGUUAUUUUCCUGCUGAAAAUUUGAUAGAAUACAAAUGGCCACCUGAUGAAACAGGAGAAUACUAUAUGCUUCAGGAGCAAGUCAGUGAAUAUUUGGGUGUGACUUCCUUUAAAAGAAAAUAUCCAGAUUUAGAAAGGCGAGAUUUAUCUCACAAAGAGAAACUCUACCUCAGAGAACUAAAUGUUAUCACAGAGACUCAAUGCACACUAGGUCUAACAGCUUUGCGUAGUGAUGAAGUAAUUGAUCUUAUGAUUAAAGAAUACCCUGCCAAACAUGCUGAGUAUUCUGUUAUACUGCAAGAGAAAGAACGGCAGCGAAUAACAGAUCAUUACAAAGAGUAUUCUCAAAUGCAGCAGCAGAACACACAGAAAGUAGAAGCCAGUAAAGUUCCAGAAUAUAUUAAAAAAGCUGCCAAGAAAGCUGCAGAAUUCAACAGCAAUUUAAACCGAGAGCGGAUGGAAGAAAGAAGAGCCUAUUUUGAUUUACAAACACAUAUUAUCCAGGUGCCUCAAGGAAAAUACAAAGUCUUGCCUACAGAGAGAACAAAGGUUAGUCCUUAUCCAGUGGCUCUCAUACCCGGCCAGUUCCAGGAGUACUACAAAAGAUACUCUCCAGAUGAACUGCGUUACUUGCCGUUAAACACAGCUCUUUAUGAACCUCCUUUGGAUCCGGAGCUGCUUACACUGGACAGUGAUGGAGAUUCAGAUGAUGCAGAGGAAGGGCGAGGUGAUGAAAAAAGGAAAACCAAAGGCAAUUCGCCAAAGGUCAUUCCAAAUGCUAUAUGUGGAAUUUGUCUGAAGGGUAAGGAGUCCAACAAGAAAGGAAAACCUGAAGCUCUUAUACAUUGCUCCCAGUGUGACAACAGUGGCCACCCGUCUUGCCUUGAUAUGACCCCGGAGCUUGUUGCUAUGAUUAAGACUUACCCUUGGCAAUGUAUGGAGUGUAAAACAUGCAUUAUAUGUGGGCAGCCUCACCAUGAAGAAGAAAUGAUGUUCUGUGAUGUAUGUGACCGUGGUUAUCACACUUUUUGUGUGGGGCUUGAUGCUAUCCCUUCAGGUCGCUGGAUUUGUGAUUGUUGUCAGAAAGACCCUCCUGUACCCAGAAGAGGAGGAAGAAGGGGGAAAAACAGCAAGGAGGGCUAAGAAAGUCCUAAAAACUUGCUAUCCAAAACUUAACUGCACAAAUUAAAGUGAUAAUCUGGUGCUAUUUAAUCAACCACUCUGUAAGAGGAGCAAUACCACUUUUUUUUUCUUUUUACUAAAUAAACUUUGCCUAUAUAUUGA
Vidua chalybeata is the source of this 1983-nucleotide messenger RNA. RefSeq names its product PHD finger protein 10 (gene PHF10). The transcript is spliced from 11 exons. Bases 1 to 1842 code for a protein of 613 amino acids. NCBI's taxonomy places the organism in Eukaryota, Metazoa, Chordata, Aves, Passeriformes, Viduidae. The record is from RefSeq and is a predicted model, not a curated record. Gene Ontology annotation, cellular component: npBAF complex.